Molecule: messenger RNA, 810 nt
Organism: Helianthus annuus (common sunflower)
Lineage: Eukaryota; Viridiplantae; Streptophyta; Magnoliopsida; Asterales; Asteraceae
Product: sorcin
Exons: 10
Coding region: 59-568 (169 amino acids)
Molecular function (GO): calcium ion binding
Source: RefSeq, a predicted model, not a curated record
UUAUACAUUUUCAUUUACACCCCCCUAAAACCCCUGUGAGCAUCGGAGACGAAGAAAAAUGUCGAACAUGCAGGUUUUGAAAGACUGGUUCGACCGAGUUGACUCAGACAAAACAGGGAGCAUCACAGCAAUUCAACUCCAGAGGGCUCUUGCUGUUGGAAAUCUACAAUUUCCCAUCACAAUUGUUCAACAAAUGAUCAGGAUGUAUGAUUUUGAUAGGAAUGGAACCAUGAGUUUUGAAGAGUUUGUGGCCCUUAACAAAUUUCUUCUAAAGGUCCAACAGGCCUUCUCAGAUUUAGAAAGGGGCCGUGGGUUUCUUGCUCCUGAUGAAGUGUAUGAGGCUUUGCUGAAACUUGACAUCUCUAUGGAUUCUCCGGCAUUUUACACAGUCUGCGAGAGCUUUGAUAAAGAAAAAAAGGGAAAAUUUCGGCUGGAUGACUUCAUGUCCCUUUGUAUCUUUGUCCAAUCUGCUCGGAACCUUUUUAAUUCUUUCGACACUAGUAAGCAGGGCAGGGUGACGCUUGACCUCAAUCAGUUUAUCUACUGCACUGCAAAUUGUAGAAUAUAAAGUCCAGAUCAUAUCAAUAUCCCAGGUUGAUAACGCAAUUCUACUUCCUACAGACGCGUUUGAUUAUCUUUGUAUCUUUGUAUUUAUUGUGGUUACAUAUAUUCAUUGUGAUUCGUGCAAUCACGUUGUUCUGAUUAUUGUAAAGUAGUUUGGAACGGGAUCUGGCUUGUAAUUUAUGCGUGUAACAACAAGAUGGACACUUAUAAGUAAUCUUAUUAUUCAUGGUUCCAUCUUAUUUCCAA